AUGUACCACCCGACAUCUCUCUACUACUCCGCGGUACCGUCAUGUACAGACAACAGUUGCAUUGAUUUCGGAAUUUAUGGUAUUGAACAGAAUGACUGUUGUCUCGAUCUGAACUGUAUUGAGCCAUCAUUGGUCCCUGAAGAACAGCAAGCAUACACCUAUGCUACUGUUGCAUACAAUACUGGCAGUAGUAGUGUUAAUGAUGCAGUGAUCGAUAAUACAGACCAGGUGACCAGUCGGACUUCACGUCGAACAAUCAAGAAAAAGCGCACGAAAAAGGAUCCAAAUGAACCCCAAAAGCCUGUUUCAGCAUAUGCUUUAUUUUUUCGUGAUACACAAGCUGCCAUAAAAGGAAGGAGUCCAAAUGCCAGUUUUGGCGAAGUAUCGAAAAUUGUUGCAUCGAUGUGGGAUUCGUUAGAUUGUCAUGCAAAAAAUUUGUACAAACAGAGGACAGAAAUGGCAAAAAAAGAUUACCUGAAAAAACUUGCUGUCUAUCGUGCUCAGCAAAUAUCGCGCAAUGAAACAGUUCAACCGAUAUUGGUGUCGGAAAAAGGAGGACCACCAGCAGUGGAAACAAUGAAUUCCACAAGCUCAUCAAGCUUAAAGCAAGAAGUAUCUACUGCAAUAGGUGAAAUGACCCUGGCAAAUUUGAUUGCCCGUCCACCAUCAACAAACUUUCCGUCGCUUUACCUUAAUCAACGUACUUUCAAUGAUGUAAAUCAACAUCCGACAUUACUCCAUCAAUAUACAACAUUCGGCUUCGAUUCCAUCUCGUUAAUCAUUGAAAUAGUUGGCAUUAUAACUACUGUAACUACAUGUCUUAUGAUGCAUUUCAUUCUGAAAAAAUCCUACGAAGAUAUCGACCGGCCAACAUUUCAUCAUAUAAUCCAUGAACAAUAUUAUAGUAAACAACUGGAUGAAUUUUUAAAUGAACAAGAUAGAAAGAAUGAGACGCAAGCAACUAAGAAAGUAUCAACUGAACAAAGAAAAACGCAAAACAUGGAACAAGCGGUAACGUCCUCUUCGAGACAACAUCAAGUUUCAAGAUAA
Cercopithifilaria johnstoni is the source of this 1050-nucleotide messenger RNA. The record is from the annotation of a GenBank genome assembly. NCBI's taxonomy places the organism in Eukaryota, Metazoa, Nematoda, Chromadorea, Rhabditida, Onchocercidae.